AUGGCCAAACCCUGCAUCCUCUUCCUCCACGGCUCCGGCACAAACGCCGACAUCUUCCGCCUCCAAAACGCGCACACUCGCCGCUCCUCCUGCUAUCACGUUUCACACUCCCUCUACCCCUCACGCACCCCACGCCAGGGAGCCCGGCCCCCAGGGGUGCCUGCCCGAUCAUCUACGGACUCGACCCCUUCAGCAACGUGGAAAGAACGAUAG
Chaetomium globosum CBS 148.51 is the source of this 213-nucleotide messenger RNA. RefSeq lists its product as uncharacterized. The coding region runs from base 1 to 213 and encodes 70 amino acids. Lineage: Eukaryota; Fungi; Ascomycota; Sordariomycetes; Sordariales; Chaetomiaceae. The record is from RefSeq and is a predicted model, not a curated record. The transcript is spliced from 2 exons.